AUGACUUUGAACCGAAAUUGGCCGCAUCAGAUUGAAGUGGAGAGAACAGGGAGUGUUCGUUGCCUGCACUACUAUCACCGCUUUGAGUAUAGCCCAGACCCAUCGCUUUUCCGAAUUUUUCACAAGACUGCUCAAUCUUCCACCAAUCUUGCCCAAAUCAAAUCCUCUUACACUUCUUUUACUGCCCCUGACUUUCAGCUCCAUCCCCACGAUGCACCCUUUCAAACCUCUCAAGAAAUCUUUGCCUGUGCAUCCUGUUUUACAUUUAACAUCCUGACCUUUGUUCUCAAGCAGCGUGGUGAUGAGAAUGUUAUCCCUCACGUUCAUGUCUCUCUCGCGUUUAUUUGGGCGCUGUCUAUGGUUCUGGAAGCAAUGGCUCAAGUCCAACACAAAAUACCUUGGGCUGAACUGGUCACCCUUCUGAAUACUCUAAAUACUCAGGGAUUACAUGAACUACGCUUGAAGAGUGAAAACUUCCCAGCCCCAGAGGAUGGGUCAAGAUGCCAUUUGCCGGAAGAUUUUGCUAUGCAUGGACUGGUUUGGAGCCAAUUAUACUAUCCUGCUGGGUUUUUUGAAAUCUCCAAUUUAGCUUAUGAAGAAGAAAGGAUUAUGGAACUUCCUAAUGCUCAGAACUGA
Messenger RNA from Ophidiomyces ophidiicola, 636 nucleotides. RefSeq lists its product as uncharacterized. The coding region runs from base 1 to 636 and encodes 211 amino acids. Lineage: Eukaryota; Fungi; Ascomycota; Eurotiomycetes; Onygenales; Onygenaceae. The transcript is spliced from 2 exons. Gene Ontology annotation, molecular function: protein binding. The record is from RefSeq and is a predicted model, not a curated record.